AUGGACUCUACUGCAGCAAUCGACAUUGCUUUGAAAUGCUUGGAUGAUGACCAUAGACAUGGUAUCCUCGCGAGACAGAUCCAGGUCCUCCUCAAUAGAGAUUGGGAGGUUAGAAUUAGACAUGUGUAUAGGGAAGCUAAUUUUGCGGCUGACUUCCUUGCUAAUAGGGGUCACCUUGUUGAUUUUGGCACACAUCGAUUCAAUGUGUGA
Molecule: messenger RNA, 210 nt
Organism: Linum tenue
Lineage: Eukaryota; Viridiplantae; Streptophyta; Magnoliopsida; Malpighiales; Linaceae
Source: the annotation of a GenBank genome assembly